This is a messenger RNA of Tauraco erythrolophus (red-crested turaco), 636 nucleotides long. RefSeq names its product transcription factor HES-5. Gene Ontology annotation, molecular function: protein dimerization activity; DNA binding. NCBI's taxonomy places the organism in Eukaryota, Metazoa, Chordata, Aves, Musophagiformes, Musophagidae. The record is from RefSeq and is a predicted model, not a curated record. Gene Ontology annotation, biological process: regulation of DNA-templated transcription.
CUCGGCACAGCAGCCCGGCGUGGGGGUCUGCGCCCAGGCUGAGCACUCAGAAUGGCUCCCAGUAACACCCUCAUGAUGCACAUGGAGGAGAAACUGCUGCCAAAAGAGAAGAAUAAACUGAGGAAGCCGGUGGUGGAGAAAAUGCGCCGCGACCGGAUUAACAGCAGCAUCGAGCAGCUGAAACUGCUGCUGGAGAAGGAGUUUCAGAGACACCAGCCCAACUCCAAGCUGGAGAAAGCCGACAUCCUGGAAGUGGCUGUCAGCUACCUGAAGCAGCAGAGCCAGCUGCAGGACCCAACGUUCGUUCACAAGAACCUGGAGCAGGACUUUGCCAGCGGGUACCUGCGGUGCCUCAGAGAGGCUAUGCACUUUCUCUCCUGCUAUGAACCCAAGAAGGAGACCCAGGUGCAGCUGAUCAGGCACUUCUGCAAAGCUCACAUGGGUGCAGAUGCUACGUACUCUCCUGCUCUGCGUAGUCCACCUCUGUCACCCUGUCUGUUUGCCAGAAAGCAACCUGCCCAGAAGACUCUGGCUGCUGCUCCUACCAUCUGGAGACCUUUUUUUCUGAACCUUGGUUUAUUCCUCUGUUUUGCUACAAAAACUAGAGGGACUUGUGAUUUCAUAGUUCCUCUUUGA